This is a messenger RNA of Metarhizium acridum CQMa 102, 873 nucleotides long. RefSeq lists its product as uncharacterized. The record is from RefSeq and is a predicted model, not a curated record. Lineage: Eukaryota; Fungi; Ascomycota; Sordariomycetes; Hypocreales; Clavicipitaceae.
AUGCUCCUGUCAAGCGCGGCCGUGGUCCUGGGCGCCCUACAGCCGGCCCUCGGCAAACCUUCCCUCCUCCGCCGUCAGAUGGAUGGAACCAAAAACGAGGUUGUGAACCAGCGGCUAGCCGCCACCGAGAUCGUCAUCGAUUACCUUGCCCCCAACCCUCCGUGCGGCCCUUAUUCGCCCUGGGUUGGCAUUUGGCCCGCUGAUGCCUGUAAUUCCUUCGCAGCUGACCCCAAGGCAUGGGCAUACGUGAAGCCCACCAAGGGCAGGGACAUCGGGAACGUCAAGCUUAACCUCUCCGACCUAGACGUGGGCGAGUACAGGGCCGCGUUUGUCUGUGAGGACGGCAAGAGGCAGGCCUGGAUAGUCUCCCAACCCUUUAAAGUUGACAAGGAGGCACCCCCGGCCAAGAAGAAGCAGGGCGAGCGCUGUUAUGAGGCUGAUGACUGUGGUGAUGGAUUAUUCUGCGAGCACCAAUGUGGAGGCCCAAUUGAAAACUAUAAGUCAGCCAUGUGUUUCAUUGCAGGCGAACCAAAAUGCAGGCCAAUCGGGCAAGAGCAGCCAGCCAAGAAGAAGCAGGGCGAGCGCUGCUCUCAAGUCAAUGAAUGUGGCGAUGGAUUAUUCUGCCGGCACCCAUGCGGAGGCGCCAUUGAUGACGAGUCAAACGUCUGUCUUAUCGGAGGUGAACCAACCUGCGCGCCGGUCAGGCAAGAGCAGCCAGCUAAGAAGAAGCAAGGCGAGCGCUGUUAUAAAGCUGAUGACUGUGAUCAUGGAUUAUUCUGUGAACACCAAUGUGGAGGCGCAAUUGACGACCCUAGGCCAGCUCUCUGUCUCAUUGCAGGCGAGCCAACCUGCGCGCCGGUUAGGCAGUCGUAA